ACCACACCACCGCGCGGUACUCGUACGUACGCCUCACUUUCCCCACUCCUCCACUGGCACUCUCGCCUCGCCUCACCUCACCUCCCCGCGUCGGCGUCGGCGGCCAUGGCCCCGCCUCCACGCCACCACCUCGUCCUCCUCCUCCUCCUCGUCGUCGUCCCGAUCCUCGCCUCGGCAGGCCUCGUCCUGGAGGACGGCUACGCCGUCACCACCGUCGCCGACCUCAACCCCGUCCCGAAUGCGCCCCACCCCUACGCGCUCCUCCCGCGGCCGCGCGCCGGGGACCUCGUCCUGCUCGACUCCGCGGGUUCCGCGCUCUACACCCUCGCCAUCCCAGACGGGGGCGGCGCCGGCCCUAGGAGCCUCGCGGGGGGCGCCCGCGCCGGCUUCGAUGACGGGGGCCCUCGCGACGCCGCCUUCGACCGCCCCCGCAGCUUCGCCGUCGACGGCGCGGAUAACGUCUACGUCGCCGACCGCGUCCACGGCGCCGUCCGCAAGAUCGCGCCCUCCAGUUUUACUACUACAAUUGCUGGAGGGCGCUCAAAAGGGUCUGGACACAAGGAUGGGCCUGCACAGAAUGCUACAUUCUCUCCAGAUUUUGAGCUUGUUUAUGUCCCAAAAUUGUGUGCUCUGCUAGUUACUGACAGAGGAAAUCGUAUGAUCAGACAAAUCAAUCUAAAACAAGAAGAUUGUCCUCGUGAGACACAGCCAGGUUUCGCAACAACUUCGGUGUCAAUUAUUGCAGUCGUAUGUGCACUGUUUGGAUCAGUUAUUGGGUUCUUGGUUUGGCAUGUUUACCCUGCUCAUGAAGUCUCCAUCAACCGCUUUUUCAGCCAGAUGCGGAAGCAGUACAAGAGAAUCCAGAGGGGGGCCGCUCUGAUCAGCUGCUCCGACAUCAAAAGCGUAGUUGCUAACUCCGUGGUCCAUGCCCUCCUGCUGAAGCUAGUUAGAGUCAGUGUUGGCUAUCUAAGUGUUGUGUUCCCUAGUGUUAGGUCAGAGAGACGAGUUCCUGCUAAGCCUUGUCCUUCUCUUAUUGAUUUAGACAACAAUAUUACUACUAGCGUUGGUCUUGACAACAAAGCACAUGAGUCUACUGAGCUAGCGGGGAAUUUCAUUGGCUUCGAUGGAGAUACCAGUUCAGAGGAGGAUAAUGAACCUGCAGCUGAUGUGUGUGGCCGUAUUCAUAAUGACAAGGACCCUGCUGGUGAUUUGGCAGCGCUUUUGGAUAGCCCUCAGGUCAGCUCUAUGAAGAUAGAUGACAUGAUCGAGGCCAACUUAUCAGACUUUUCAGGUCAAGAGAAUUAUAACAGCUCAGCUGUCAAAUGUUCUGGUAUAAGUAGGAGGAGGUUGCAUGGAGAUAGUAAGGCUGUCUGAGCUUGAUUGCCGUCAUGCACGUCUUUGCUUGGGGUAUUAUCUCACCUGUGUUGCUAUCUGCUGUGGUUUGUGCCGAACUAAAUACCAAUCGUGUCAGUAUGUCCUGCACUAGCGAAGUGUAAACAAGUAGUACAAUAACUAGGUGUGGUAUGUGCUCAUAUCUUCAGUGGUUGUGUCAUGUAAUUGUGCUCAGGUAUGAUAAGCUCAUGUAAUGAUGGUUACUAUUGUUAUUCUCGUAUUAAAGCUCUAUAUGAUGUCUAAUAUACUUGCAGUGUCA
Oryza brachyantha (malo sina) is the source of this 1651-nucleotide messenger RNA. RefSeq lists its product as uncharacterized. The transcript is spliced from 4 exons. The coding region runs from base 106 to 1374 and encodes 422 amino acids. NCBI's taxonomy places the organism in Eukaryota, Viridiplantae, Streptophyta, Magnoliopsida, Poales, Poaceae. The record is from RefSeq and is a predicted model, not a curated record.